UGCAGACCUGGGCAAGGGCGAGGGGAGCCUGGGGGGCGCACCAGCCCAGACGCCCUUUGGAAGGGGUGUGGAUAGGACUGUAGCUGAGGGCCCAGGAGGAAAUAGCAGACGGUGUGGGGCCUGGCAGGGUAUUGUUGCCUGAAGAAGAGGAGAAGGUGGGAACCGGAGAGUUGCUGAAAGUUGGCAGAGCCUGUGGACUGUGUGGACAGGGACUCCGGGAUCCCAAGCAGGGGCUCGGGCUUCAGGCUGGGGAAGGAGGAGGAGGAGAGGAACUGAUUGGAUUGGCAGUUGCGCAGGAGCCAAGACUAAAGGGAGGACAGCUGGAGGACGCACCACAAAAGUAGUUGAGGGUGCUUGCCUGUUCCUCCCACCCCGCGAUGGCAGUGGACAUUGAGUACAGGUACAACUGCAUGGCCCCCUCCUUGCGCCGAGAGCGGUUCGUCUUCAAGGCCUCGCCAAAGCCAAGCAAGCCGCUGAGGCCUUGCAUUCAGCUGGGCAGCAAGGAUGAAGCCAGCGGAUUGGUAGCCCCUGCCCUCCAGGAGAAAAAAGUGAAAAAGCGUGUGUCCUUCGCGGACAACCAAGGGCUGGCCCUGACAAUGGUCAAAGUGUUCUCAGAAUUUGAUGACCCGUUAGAUAUUCCGUUUAACAUCACCGAGCUCCUAGACAACAUUGUGAGUUUGACGACAGCAGAGAGUGAGAGCUUUGUCUUGGACUUUUCACAGCCCUCCACAGAUUACUUAGAUUUUAGAAAUCGACUUCAGGCUAACCGCGUCUGCCUGGAAAACUGCGUGCUGAAGGACAAAGCCAUCACAGGCACCGUGAAGGUUCAGAACCUCGCAUUCGAGAAGAUCGUGAAGAUCAGGAUGACAUUCGACACCUGGAAGAGCUUCACAGACUUCCCUUGCCAGUACGUGAAGGACACUUACGCCGGUUCAGACAGGGACACCUUCUCCUUUGACAUUAGCUUGCCUGAAAAGAUUCAGUCUUAUGAAAAGAUGGAGUUUGCCGUGUGCUACGAGUGCAAUGGCCAGACGUACUGGGACAGCAACAAAGGCAAAAACUACAGGAUCAUCCAGGCUGAACUGAAGUCCACUCAGGUCGAGCCGCAGCACGGGCCGGAUUUUGGCAUAUCCUUUGACCAGUUUGGAAGCCCUCGGUGCUCCUAUGGUCUGUUUCCAGAGUGGCCGAGUUACUUAGGAUAUGAAAAGCUGGGGCCUUAUUAUUAGUGACUGCAGUUGACAGGUUGUGGCCCUGGUCACCCUGGGCUGGUGAAGCCAAGAGAAGAGCAAAGCUGAACUGCCAUCAGGCACAGUUUAGGAAAAGGAAGGAUCCUGUUCACUUUUUUCUGAAACCAGCAAAUUCAGCCAGGUUCAGCUCACAGAACUAGCUUCUCACUCAGAGGUGACACUCCAGUCCCUUGUGACACCUGAAGCAGCCACAAGAAUGAGCAGAGCGGUGCCAGGAAGGGUCUGGAAAGGAACAAAGCCUGUGGGUAGUGCUGCCGAAGCUAGAGGAGCCUGCUUCCUGCUUGCAUCCAGAGACAGAAAGUGGUGACCUGGAAGUUGCUCAGUCCUCAGUCACCCCAGUGGGACCCCCACAGUUUGCCCACCUUUAGUGGUCUCCACCAUCCAGGCCUUUCCUGCUGCUUGGACCACCCAACCAUCACUGUGACAACCAACAAGAUGUCACAGCUACAGAGGACAGAUGCAAUCUGCUCCUUUUCCUGCAAGUUCAUUUUUAUUGCAUUUCAUUUUUUUUCUUCACAGUUCAUCUGAUGCUCCGAAGAAGAGAAUAAAGGCAAAUAAAUAGCCUGUGACUGAGAGAGGCAUUUCCUCUCCCCUCGUCCUGACCCCGCAUCUAUAUUCCAGCAGGCAGCAACAGUCUAGCGAUGGAAAAUCCUAGGUGGGGUUAUAGAUGGCAGGGCGACCACGAGGCAGGGCAGUCGGUGCACAGGACACAUGAGCUUUUCCUCUUGGCUUUUUGGAAGAGCUUUCGAAGCACUUGCCGCCACCCUGGGUCACUGCAAGGCACAGUGACAUGAUUUGUUUUCACUUGCUUGGCUGGCUUGUGAGCCUCAUUCUCUCACAAAGAACUGUAGAUCCCUCUUCCCCCAGAGUCCUCUUGAUUCUGUGUUUAGAACAUUUGAUUUACAGAUCCACGAAGCCCUCAAAAACUGUCUGGUCUUAUUUUGCCUGCAAUGUCCAGGACACUUUGCAAGCACCCAAGGACAUUAGCUCGGGUGUUCUUAUUUAUGGUGUGCUAGUACGGAAAGGGGUGGGGGCAAAUCCUCGUCACGUUGCCCUAUGUUUAAAAGUUUGCCAACUCUGUAAAAGCAGUGGUCAGUUGUUCUUAACCAUGCUGGACUAAAAGACAUGAGAGAAUGCUGUUGUGAGACUCCUGGGACCUUCACUGUCGGGUGGGGUCCCCAAACCUGUGAUUUUUCUUGGGCAAGAUUGGUUUUUACUUAGGAGUAUUUGACUAAUAUUUUUACAUGUGUAUUUGUAGACAUUUUGAUUUUUCUUCUUGGUUUUGGAGUUUGGUUAAGGAACUAUUUGAGUCUAUUUGCCUGAUCUUACUAAAAGUGAGGUUUCUCUUAGGCUCACAGAAAAAAGGGAAUACAUCGCCACUGACAUGUGGAGGCACAGGGCUGGACUUGUCAAGCAGUGCCUUGCGCUUGAAUUUUCCAGAUGAAAAAGAGCUCCUGCUUGCUGUGGCUUUGGAAUCCGUGUCCUGCCCGUAUCGAGCACCUUUGCUCCUGGACUUUGGUAGCUGGGGACUAUUUUUUUUUUUUUUUAAUUUUCAUUUUGAACUUCUAUUUUCAUUUUGAACAUUCAGUUUUAACUGUUUAAAUGCUAAGUGGUAUUUGAUGUAAUUCUUGUUCCUAAAACUAGCUGUUACUAGUCCACAAUCUAGGGCUUUAUGUUUUGUACCUCCCCCGAGGGGAUGGCACUUUGGGAAUACAUGAUAGUGUAAUUUAUGGGGAAAUCACAUUUGUAUUUUAUGCUGAAAUUGGGUGAGACUAUGUUUUAUCCAAGCAUCAGGUACACAAAAUGGUACCUUAAAUGUUACAGAACUAUUAAUAGUAUAAAUCCAAAUCCGGUAGAAGCCAAACUGAUCUCACAUAGGUCCCGAGUUUUAUUUUGGGUUAAGAAGUGCCCCCGCCCCCAGUGUAGGAAAGGGACAAGGUGCUAUUUACAGGUUGCCAGAGUAAGGCUGAUUCUGCAUUCUAAAGAAAAGGUCCUCAAGUGACUCCAGAAUACAGUCUUCUGGUUUUGUGUAACAAUGAUCCCAGGACAUUCCCUGUCAAAAUUUGAAAUAUGGUAAUUCAGUGAUAAACAUCUCUCCUAAAGCAGCUGUACAGCCCCCACCCCUUAUUUCUCCCUGUUUGCCCCAGCUUUUUUGCUGGGGGCACUGGUUAGAGGCCCCCAGCUUACACACCUGGGGUACACACCCCACUUCUCUGUUCAGAAAGCAAGUCUUCCCUUGCCUGCAGAGACCCUGCUUCCCCUCAAAGAGCCUACUUGCCUGACUUCAAUGAUGAGGACA
Messenger RNA from Octodon degus (degu), 3546 nucleotides. RefSeq names its product protein phosphatase 1 regulatory subunit 3B (gene Ppp1r3b). NCBI's taxonomy places the organism in Eukaryota, Metazoa, Chordata, Mammalia, Rodentia, Octodontidae. Gene Ontology annotation, molecular function: protein phosphatase 1 binding; glycogen binding; protein phosphatase regulator activity. Gene Ontology annotation, biological process: regulation of glycogen catabolic process; regulation of glycogen biosynthetic process. The record is from RefSeq and is a predicted model, not a curated record. The coding region runs from base 378 to 1226 and encodes 282 amino acids. Gene Ontology annotation, cellular component: protein phosphatase type 1 complex. The transcript is spliced from 2 exons.